AUGGCAUCGGACAGCGAGGUAAAAACCCUGCUGAACUUUGUCAACCUGGCCUCUAGUGACAUCAAGGCAGCCCUGGAUAAAUCUGCUCCCUGCCGUCGGUCGGUGGACCACAGGAAAUAUUUGCAGAAGCAGCUGAAGCGUUUUUCUCAGAAGUACUCACGGGUGCCACGGUGCCACCCUGCCAAGCCCCCGGAAUGUGGCCCACGCCGUGGAGCAGAGGACAGGGCUCGCAGCUGCCAGCCUGAGGUGCCCGGCCCUGGCCCCCUCGGUGCGGCUGCCACUGAGAAGAUGCUGCAGGCAGCCGAGGUGGAGGAGAGUCUGGUGGUUGAGCAGGCUGUGCCAGAGCAAAACCCUGAGGUCAACAGGCCAGACCAGGUGCCCAUGAGGAAACGACAGCUUCCUGCCUCCUUCUGGGAAGAACCGCGGCCGCCACAGAACCUCCCAGCCAGGGGCUUCCCCACGGGCCCCGAGGGGCUACCAGUCCCCAGGGACCCUCCUCCCUUCGAGGGGAAGAAAAGCAAGAGGAACCAAGACAGUAUUGGACCUGAGAGUCAUGAGCCUGCCCUGAAUGCAGGCGAGAAAGAUGCUGCUGGUGUACUUUCAGGCCGGGUGGGUGCCUGGACCUGCUGCCCCUUCCCCUGCCCUGGGCCAGCUGUUUACCAACCCCCAGGAACGCUGCCUCCAUCACCUUUCUCAGGGCUAGGGCUGUGGAGGAAGGGCGCUGCCACACUGCCAGCUGAAGCACAGCCCUUCUGCAAGGAGGCAGAGGGCACAGGGCAGAAAUUCUACAGGCCUGUGGUUUUGAAACCCAUCCCUACCAAGCCUACCAUCCCCCCACCGAUUUUCAAUGUUUUUGGCUACCUUUAG
This is a messenger RNA of Centrocercus urophasianus (Greater sage-grouse), 867 nucleotides long. RefSeq names its product family with sequence similarity 181 member A (gene FAM181A). NCBI's taxonomy places the organism in Eukaryota, Metazoa, Chordata, Aves, Galliformes, Phasianidae. Bases 1 to 867 code for a protein of 288 amino acids. The transcript has a single exon. The record is from RefSeq and is a predicted model, not a curated record.